AUGGACAUUCGUACAUGGCUGAAAAAGCCAAACACUACACCGGCAGUGUCCCCGCAGCCUGGCAGCAGCUACAGGAGAACCGGAGAAGCCGAAGAGUACCUGCCGAGGCCAUGGCAGCAGGUGCCGAGGCAAAUGGAGGAGAGUGAUUCUCCCGCCAUUCCCCCGGUGCCAACAGCCUCUGACCCGGGUUCAGCGGUGUUCGGGGCGGCGAGGCCACCAUCGCACUCGCAGCAACAGCUUUGUUUACCAGAAGACCUCGGAGUUGAAAAGCCAGUUCAAGGCACGCCUGUCCCUCCAAAACGACUGCGGCAGACCACCGGGGCCCUUCAGGACUACGUGGUGAGUGAAGGCCUUGGGCAGCGCGAAGCAGACAUCCAACAGGAGUGUAAGCGCCUGUUUUUUGCCAUAAUAGUAAACCCCGGGCUGUGCUUAAACCCGUGGAUCAGCCGCUCUCAUCAUUAUCAGGCCCGGUGUUUGAACAGCGCUAAUCUGCCGUUACGCUCCGACUCUCUGUUUGUGAAGAACGAAUCCUGCUUCCAGAAAGUGGAGUGA
Knipowitschia caucasica is the source of this 552-nucleotide messenger RNA. The record is from the annotation of a GenBank genome assembly. NCBI's taxonomy places the organism in Eukaryota, Metazoa, Chordata, Actinopteri, Gobiiformes, Gobiidae.